Naegleria lovaniensis is the source of this 1245-nucleotide messenger RNA. RefSeq lists its product as uncharacterized. Bases 1 to 1245 code for a protein of 414 amino acids. Gene Ontology annotation, biological process: response to heat; protein refolding. The transcript has a single exon. The record is from RefSeq and is a predicted model, not a curated record. Gene Ontology annotation, cellular component: cytoplasm; cytosol. Lineage: Eukaryota; Heterolobosea; Eutetramitea; Acrasida; Naegleriidae. Gene Ontology annotation, molecular function: ATP binding; Hsp70 protein binding.
AUGGCAGACUAUUAUGAAAUUUUGGGUGUUACUAAAACAGCCUCUACACAAGAAAUCCGUUCAGCCUAUAAGAAACUUGCAUUGAAAUAUCACCCUGACAGAGCACCAGAAGAUAAAAAACAAGAAUAUGAAGAAAAGUUCAAAGAUAUUGCUCACGCAUAUGAAGUACUAACUGAUGACCAAAAGAGAAAAAUUUAUGAUCAGUACGGAGAAGAAGGCUUGAAAGGCGGUGCAGGUGGUGGUUUCCACGAUGCUGCCGACAUCUUUAGCCAUAUCUUCGGUGCUGAUGAAGGAUUUGGAGGAUUCUUUGGUGGUGGUGGACGACGACAAACCGGACCAAAGAAGGGUAAAACAAUUGCUCAUGAAAUUCAAGUAUCACUCGAAGAUUUGUAUAAUGGAGCCACUAGAAAAAUUAGAGUUACAAGAACCCGUAUUUGUACACACUGUAAAGGAACUGGUGCCACAAAGGAUGAUGCUGUUAUCACUUGUAAAUCAUGUCAAGGAAAGGGAAAAAAGGUCGUUACCAAGAGUAUGGGACCUGGUUUUGUUCAACAAUAUGUUACACCUUGUGAAGUUUGUGAUGGUACCGGAAAGAGUAUUGACAAGAAAUUCAUUUGUAAGGAAUGUCAAGGAAACAAAGUUACCAAUGAUGUCAAAGUUUUGGAGGUCCAUAUUGACCCUGGUAUGAAAGAACAACAACAAAUCGUUUUUGAAGGAGAGGCUGAUGAGAGACCUGAUGUCCUUCCUGGAGAUAUUGUAUUUAUUGUUCAACAAAAACCUCACCCAUUUUUAACAAGACAGGGAAACAAUUUGCAUAUGAAGAAGAAGAUCAACUUGUUGGAAGCCUUAACAGGCGUAGAAUUUUCUGUGAAACACUUGGACGGAAGAACUCUUGUAGUCCGAUCGAAGAAAAGUCAAGUUAUCAAACCAGGAAUGGUCAUGCAAAUUUCCAAAGAAGGCUUCCCAAUUCACAAGUCUCCUUUCCAGAAGGGUAAUCUCUACAUUGAAUUUGAAGUUGAAUUCCCAGAUCAAAUUCCUGAAAAACUCCAUCAAGAGCUUUCCAAGAUUUUACCAAUGAAAACCAAUAAGGCUGACGUUAUGGAUGAGUCUUCCGAUAACGUCGAAGAAGUGUUUUUAACUGAAGCUGACCUCUCUCAGAACAAUGGCGACAGCAGGAAUCAAUAUGACAGUGACGACGAAUAUGAAGGUCGUCGUGGACAAAGCGUUCAAUGUGGAACUCAAUAA